Bemisia tabaci is the source of this 1691-nucleotide messenger RNA. It is a transcript of the gene mri, whose product is annotated as BTB/POZ domain-containing protein mrityu. NCBI's taxonomy places the organism in Eukaryota, Metazoa, Arthropoda, Insecta, Hemiptera, Aleyrodidae. The record is from RefSeq and is a predicted model, not a curated record. Gene Ontology annotation, cellular component: cytoplasm. Gene Ontology annotation, molecular function: protein binding. Gene Ontology annotation, biological process: positive regulation of phosphorylation.
CUCCAUCACAACAAAACAUCGCGAACGGAGUGUGAUAACUGUUCAUUCACUUUCUGGAAAAAAGCACUGUCGCUGUUUUAGUAAUUUUAAAGCUGUUCAUCUCAGAAUUUAAAUUAUUUUCAGGUGUAGAUUUUUGUGCCAUUGCUUCCAAAACAAUCAAGUCACUCCAAUCAUUCAUUACCUCUGUGUUUUCCUCGGUAAAUGUAUUUCCUUCUUGGCUGGUAACUAUGGCUGGAAAAGACAGACCACACUAUGAUAGGGACACAAGUAGCGAUACCGAAGAUUAUCAAGACUCAGAAGAUACUCGUAGGAGAGUAUUUAAAAACAGAUUUAGCUCGGGCUCAAAACCUAAACCGUGCUUAGUGCAGCGACAGUCAUCUAAUGGCUCCAGUGACCGCUCUCACUCAAGUCAUCAUAGUCUUCAGAAUUCCCCUCGAAAUAAAUUUAGAAGAUUGAAGUUUGACCGAGUGGUCUUUUACGCUCACAGGCCGCGUGGACAGCAUCAUACAAGUUCCUCCAAAGACGUGAAUCAGGGCAACAGUACAGCAGCCUCUGCAUCUUCAAGUGUACCCAGCAGUGAAGAGCGAAUUACUCUAGUCGUAGAUAAUACCAGAUUCAUUCUGGAUCCUGCCAUGUUCACAGCUCAUCCAAACACGAUGUUGGGCAGAAUGUUCACCUCUGGACUCGAAUUCACACAUCCUAACGAACGGGGAGAAUAUGAAGUUGCCGAAGGGAUUUCUGCAGCAGUGUUUCGAUGUAUUUUAGAUUUCUACAAGGGCAAAAUCAUCCGUUGUCCACCCACUGUCUCUGUCCAAGAAUUGCGAGAAGCCUGUGAUUAUCUACUUGUGCCUUUUGAUGCAAAUACUGUCAAAUGUCAAAAUUUACGAGGACUGCUACAUGAACUGAGCAAUGAAGGUGCAAGGUGUCAGUUUGAAGUUUUCCUGGAAGAUUUGAUCUUACCCUUAAUGGUCAAUUCGGCACAACGUGGUGACCGAGAGUGCCAUGUUGUUGUUCUUCUUGAUGAUGACUCAGUAGAUUGGGAUGAAGCUUAUCCUCCCCAAAUGGGGGAGGAAUACUCACAAACUGUCAAUAGCACUGCCAUGUACAGAUUCUUCAAGUAUAUUGAGAAUAGAGAUGUUGCCAAACAGGUGAUGAAAGAGCGAGGUUUGAAAAAAAUCCGGCUAGGCAUUGAAGGUUACCCCACAUAUAAAGAAAAAGUGAAGAAACGCGCAGGAGGUAGAUCAGACGUCAUUUACAAUUAUGUUCAAAGGCCUUUCAUCCACAUGUCCUGGGAAAAAGAAGAAGCCAAAAGCAGACAUGUAGAUUUUCAGUGUGUCAAAUCAAAGUCAGUAACGAAUCUAGCAGAAGCAACCGCUGACCCUCUGUUAGAGUUAGAUGCUGGUGGUAACAUUAUUCCUGCCAACGUUCCGCCGGUUCCCCCAGAAGAAAUUCUCGCAGCAGAACUCGAAGAAGCUGUCGGAAUGGACCCUCAAGCUGUUGCGGCUCAUGAAGAUCCUUAGCGCUCAAAAGUCUGUAAUUUUUUUAUCCAAUUUUCUCUCCUUCGCUUUGUAAAAUCGUUUUCCAUAAAAGCAUUUAUUGGAUGUUAUUGUAAUUAUCCUCCAUAAUCAUAAUUUUUUUAAGACUCUGAACUCUGUCAUAUAUUUUGAUUACAACUCUUCGUUUAAUUUUUA